AUGGCUACACCUUUCAUCUCCUUGCUCGAGCCUGGCAAGGUCGAAGAGUUCCAGCGCGGGCUCCCUUUGGACCAGCAACCAAGCACCAUCCCUCAAACCUUCCUCGACGCCAUGGAGGUCCGGCAAAGCGUCUUUGUCCAAGAGCAAAAGGUCCCGGCUGAGAAUGAAUUCGACUCUGAUGACAACCGAUCAUGCCACUGGGUCAUCUACGCCAGCGUCAAGAAGACGGAGGAGCCUGAGAUCCUAGACAAGGCAGGCAACGUAUUGCAGCACCGGAAGAGCUCGACCCGUUCAACACCCAUCGGAACCAUACGACUCGUUCCCUUCCCUCACGAUCCGCACCCUCAGGAUGGUGGCAGAUACAUCGAUGGGAGGCUACAGGACAAUGAUGGGGAACAGAACCACAUGGUCUUGACGGGAGGCGUCGGAAGACCACCCUACAUCAUCGAACGAGAAACCACCUUCCAUGAUGGCCAGGAGCCGUACGUGAAAUUGGGACGCUUGGCAGUCAUCAAGGAGUUCCGAGGCCACCGUAUCGCUGGGCAGGUUGUCAAUGCAGCACUCUCCUGGAUCAAGUCGAAUCCAUCCUACUUUGACCCCAGCAUCAAGGAGGUCGGCAUGAAGCAACUGGGGGCUGCCAGUGACAAGGAGAUCCCCACAUGGAAAGGCUUGGUGUGUGUCCACGCCCAGAAGCAGGUCGUGGAUGUCUGGAAGAAAUGGGGCUUCGAGCUGGAUGAGGGUAUGGGCACAUGGUGGGAGGAGGGUAUGCCCCAUGUCGGCAUGUUUCGGCGAUUGGACAUUGCAUAG
Fusarium keratoplasticum is the source of this 807-nucleotide messenger RNA. Its product is annotated as Glucosamine 6-phosphate N-acetyltransferase. The coding region runs from base 1 to 807 and encodes 268 amino acids. The record is from RefSeq and is a predicted model, not a curated record. NCBI's taxonomy places the organism in Eukaryota, Fungi, Ascomycota, Sordariomycetes, Hypocreales, Nectriaceae. The transcript has a single exon.